Hippocampus zosterae (dwarf seahorse) is the source of this 2432-nucleotide messenger RNA. Its product is annotated as carcinoembryonic antigen-related cell adhesion molecule 20-like. The transcript has 10 exons. The record is from RefSeq and is a predicted model, not a curated record. Bases 130 to 2034 code for a protein of 634 amino acids. NCBI's taxonomy places the organism in Eukaryota, Metazoa, Chordata, Actinopteri, Syngnathiformes, Syngnathidae.
GAGCCCAAUGUUGAUGCACUGUUGCCCAAUACGCCGGUAGGGUGGCUUCUUCCUCUACUUGGACAUGUACAAUUAGAGCUGGCCCGGUCGAUGCGACAUUCUCUGCUGUGCGAACUGCAGGAGGAUUAAAUGGACACACGAGCAGUGUUGUGUAUUGUCUCUGUGGCUCUGACAGGUUUAACCGCAGGAUCCGGCGUGUUGCCCGACGGGCCUCUGAACGCAGCCGUGGGAGGCUCGGUGAGGUUCGACGCGGACGUGUCUCCCACGCAGACGCCGUUCCACACGGUGAGCUGGACAUUUAUCAGCGGCGGUAAAGACACGCCCGUGAUAACGGCCACGUCUAAAAACAAAACGAGCCCCGAGUAUGAAGGCAGGAUCACCCUCUUCAUCGAGACGGGCUCUCUGGAGCUCAGAAAUCUGGCUCUCAAUGACAGCGGCGAAUAUCGACUUCUCAUUGUCACAGAGGACGGCAACCCAAUCACAGGGACCACCACGCUGCAGACGCUUGUUCCAGUCUCCAAAGUCAACUUAACAACCAGCAGCGAAGACCUGGUGGAGUUCAACAACACCGUCCGUCUGUCCUGCUCUUCGUUCGGAUCGUCCAUCUCCUUCCAUUGGAUGAACGGCAGCGCAGAGAUCUUGCCCGGCGACAGAGUUCAGCUCAGCGACAAAGGCGCCACGCUCACCGUCGACCCCGUGACCCGCUAUGACCAGAGGUCGUUCCGAUGUCACGUGACCAACGCUGUCAGUGCAAGCUCCAGCGAUUCAGUGACCCUUUCCGUUAGCUACGGCCCGGACGACACACAGCUGGUUAUAUCGCCGCAGCAAGAUUACAUCGCAGAAGGGACGGACGUCUUCCUUUCCUGCUCGGCCGACUCCAGGCCGGCCGCCAUCUUUACUUGGUUGUUGGACGGGAAGGAUCUGUCGAUCUUGGCAUCGAAUCACUCGCUGAUAAACAUUCAGCAGAAUCAGAGUGGAAACUACAGCUGCCGGUCCUUUAACGCCAAAACUCUGAGACGCAAAAACUCUCGGCAAUGGCCGAUUAAUGUGCUAAAGAGAAUUUCCAGCACCUCUGUCACGUUGUCGACGGAUCACCCGAUUGAGGGGGCGGCGCUGGAUGUUACCUGCGACGGCGUCGGGUCGGUCUUCUUCAGACGGUGGACGAAGGACGGCUCAACAUUGGUCCCGGAUGAGCGCGUGACGCUCCACGACGAGAACCGGACACUGUCCUUCCGCGCCGCCGCGAGAUCGGACAGCGCUGCGUAUUCCUGUCAGAUAAGCAACCCCAUCAAUGAGGAACAAGUCGCAUUCAACGUCCUGGUCAACUUUGGCCCGGACCCAGUCCGAAUCAAGGGACCGAGCCAAAUUCAGGUGAAGCAGACUUUGACUUUAACUUGCUCCGCCGCGUCCGUCCCAUCUGCCACGUACACGUGGACGCGACUGAACCACACGGCGGCGCUACAUAACCAAUCAACGUUGGUCAUAAGCAACGUGGACUUUGCUGACAGCGGAAGCUACGUCUGUAGCACCACGAACGAUAUUACCGGGAAAAGCUCGUCGGCGGUACACAGUUUGACUGUGACAGAUGUGUCCGCGUGUUCGGCCGGUUGUAUCGCUGGCAUCGUGGUGGCUUGUUUCGUCAUCUGCGCGCUAGCCGCUGGCGGCGGAUUCGCCUUUUAUCGUCAUCGGAACAGGAACAAGCCAAUGAAUUGCCCCGACGGAAACGCCUCCAACGGGACAGGACGAAAAGGCCAGGACAACACAAAAGAAACAAAAACUCAGGAGCUGACCUAUGCAGACUUGAGUAUUCUCCGCGCAAAGAACGGCGGGGAAGUCAAGCUGCAGCACCGGGAUAAUGAGACAGAGUACGCCGAGGUCCGAGUGAACAACGUGCCUCCUUCCUACGACGCGCACGUGCAGCGGAUGAAGAGGCGAGCCCCUCAGCCGCUCGAAGCCUACGGAGGCCAAGUCGGCCAACGGGUUCACAGCAACGAGUGGUCGCGUCGCGGAAGUGGAGACCACCCGACGGUGUGACAGGCGGUCACAACUCUUUAACUCAUUCAGUCCCGGCCGAUUCUAGACCAAGUCUGAAAAGACGUUUAAGAACGUCUUUGGGAGUGAAUGAGUUAAUGGCGCGCUAACGACGGAUAGUGUUUGCGGUCAAUGUGUGUGCGCGUUAAUCAUUGAUCUGUUGACUAAGAGUCACAAAAGCACAGCGGUGCUCGAUUAGAUCCAUCGACUUGAUUGGAUUCAUCAACACACAGUGGGCUGAGUACGGACUGCAGGCAGUCUUGCCAUGCAACACUUUGUAGAAUUUAUUUCACUCAAAGUAAUAAACACUUUCACAUGCAUAGUACAUUUAACAUGGAUUGAUGUACCGGUAAUCCAAUUUCGGAAGUGCAGAACUGCUAUUGUGCAGUAUUUUUUUCUUU